GCUGCUUCCUGCAUGGCUGUUGUGAGAAGAGCUGUGGGGGGGGGGGCUGCUGUGCUGCGCUGUGCCCUCUCAGCCUGCCUAAGGAGGCCUCCAGACUCCCAGGCCUGGCUCAGGAGUUCCUUCCCGGCCACUCCACUGACAGGCUCCCGGCUCCCUCCUGGCUCACAUGGCCGCCAGAGCCUCAUCCCUCCCCGAGGCCCUCACCAGUGGGUUCCUGACCUGCACCAUCUGCUUGGAGCGCCUGCGGCAGCCCAAGAUCCUCCCCUGCCUUCACACCUACUGUCAGGAUUGCCUGCGGAAGCUGGCAGCCGGGCAGUCGGCGCUGCAGUGCCCAGAGUGCCGUCAACAUGUCCCCCUUCCGGCGGGCGUGGGGGGCCUCAAGACCAACUUCUUCAUCAACGGCCUUCUUGACCUUGUUCAUCCAGCAGUAAGGACAGGCGCCACGUGCAGCCUUUGCCCGCUCCUCAGCCAAGAUGCCGGCCAGUGCGCUGUGUCGCGAUGCUUGGACUGUGCUGACAACUUGUGCCAGGCGUGUGCCAGUGGACACCGCUGCUCCCGGCUGACCCAUGCCCACUACAUAGUGGAUAUCGAGGGCUACCUCUCGGGAGAGUACGACGAGGAGGCCCGGAAGAGGCAGGCCUCUCAGUGCCAGGAGCACCAUGGGGAAUCCUUGCGGUUUUUCUGCACCCCCUGUGCCACUGCCUUGUGCCGGGAGUGCCGUCUGGGCCCCCACCUGGAGCACCCGUGCCUGUCUCUGUCGGAGGCAGCCAAGGCACGCUGUCCCAUCAUCGAGGGCCUCCUGGCAGGGGUGGAGGAGAAGAUACGCCUCACUGCCGAGGCAAGAGGCAGCCUGGAGGAGCGGAUGGAGUGCCUGCAGGUGCGUGAAGUCAGCAUCCGGGACGCAGUGGAGUGGACAUGCUCCAAGGCAGUGCAGCGGCUGCUCUCCCUGAAGGAGGAGGUGCUGGGCCAGCUCUCCAGCUUUGUGGAAGAGCGGAAGAAGGCCUCGGAAGUUCUGCUCUCAGAGCUGGAGUUCCAAGAGCAGGUGGCCUCCAGCACAGUGGCUUUUGCCCAGCAAGUGCUGAGCCUGGGCCGUGAGGUGGAGAUCGUCUCCUUGGAGCAGAUGAUCUCUGAGCGACUGAGGCAGCUGCAGAGUUUCUCAUGGGACCCCCUCCCCUUCCAGCUGCCCCAUCUUGCAACCCAGCCGGGAUCUGAGAGCCUCCCUGGCCUGUUCCACCUGGAAUUCAGAGAGGAGAAGCCCGAGUGUGCAGAGCAGAGCAACAGCAAAGGAGCAAAGAAGAAGAAGAAGAAGAAGAAGAAGCAGCUGCUGCCAUCCCCUGCCAGUCAGGAGGUGAAGAUGCCGGGCCAAGGGAAGCCCGGCCCCCCUGCACAACUCCCCAGCCCUCCUUCCACAAGGCCUGAAGACCCCCAGCUCAUCCCCAAGCCCCUCUUCUCUUGCAGCUUCUGGGUGAAGAUCCCCAAUGACAAGAAACGGCCACAGGUGACGGGCAUCUGCCCCUUUGGCUCCGGCGAGCUCCUCGUGGCAGACACCCAGAACCAAAAGCUGAAGAGGUUCUCACUGCAGGGGGAAUUCAAAGGCCUCCUCUCCGUGCCAAGCAACGUGGCACCCUGCAGCGUGGCUACUGUGGGCAGCAAAGUGGCCUUCACUGCCGGAUCACGGCUCUUCCUCUUGAACAGUGAGGGUGGUCUCAUGUGGCAAAAGGCACUUCAGUUGGGCCAGGCCAGCCACUCCGUGACUACAGUGGGGGGCAAUCGCGUGGUGGUGAGUGUGGCGGGGCACCUGGAGGUGUAUGACCUGGAGGGGCGGCUUGUGGGGAAGGUGGUGCCUGAAGGCAGUGAGCAGAGGUGCCUGGUCUUCCUGGCCAGCCAGCAGGGGGGCUUUGUGGCGUCCGACUGGUACCGGCGCAGCCUGGUAGUGUUCAGCAGCCAAGGGCGCUUGGCGGCUGAGUGCAGAGAGGAAGAGCUAGACAAGUGCCAGCCGGGGGCUGUCUGUGCCGACGCCACGGGGGUUGUCUACGUGGUGCUGUGGGAGCAGAACAAAGUCAUGGCUUUCUCGAGGGCCGGCAAGCAGCUUGGCCCAUUCCUCACCGCUGAGAACAGCAUUGACCGGCCCCGGGUGGUCACAGUGGUAGGGAAGGGGCACUUUGCGGUGGCACUGAGCAAUGGCACCGUCCACAUCUUCAAGAUCAGAUAUGAAAGCAAGUGAUGGUGUCUGGGUGGUGUGAAGGAGAGUGCCUGUGUGUGUGUAAGCAUGUGUUGAAGACAGCACGGACCCGGGUGGGCCUGGCAGAGGCGAGUUCAGAUGGCGAGGAGGAGCAUUGCUGCCUGAGGGGCUCACCAGGACACGUCUACACAGCAAAGGGAAACCAGCUUCAGACCUGCUACGCUGCCCUGGCUUCCAGCCCUUGCAGAGCGGCUGCUGUGGAAGCAGGAAGCAUCCCUUUCGGGUGUCUCUGCCGCCACUGCCGUUUUCAGGGGGUUCUUUUGCAGGGGGCCAGGAAGGACUGAAGCCGCUUCCGAGUGCUGAGAGAGGACAAGCAGGCUGGGGUGGGUGUGAAGCUAGGAGUGUGGCUGGAGCCAAUGCUUGUCAGUGGCUGGAGCAAGGAGCGUGCCAGACUUCUGGCUUGCACAGAAGUCUUUGUCAGACAGAACGGCGGGGGAGGGUUUAAGAGAGGGCGAGGCAGGCUGCAGAGGGAGCCCUUUGGAGAGUGUCCAGGUGGGGACUGGGGGUGCAGCUGUGGCUGUGUCCCCCCUCCACACCAUCCGUGAUGUAGAGCUUGGCCAUUGAGGCAGGAAGGUCUUUGUCCCAAAGCUUUUAGCAUUCCAGGACUGAGAAUUAGAUAAGGACAAAAUGUGAACCAGUUGGUACAACCAAGCGGAAGGUGCCUUCUGAAGGGGACACGCACACAGUUGUAGCCGUUCAUCACAACCUCUCGCAUUCCCUCACUGGCACUGGUGCCCAUAAAGCACUGUGCCUCUGCACAGAUGAAGCCCUCCUGGGAGAAAGUGUUUGCAGGUGACUGGGGCCCAAGAGAAGCACUACUGGGCUUUGAUGGGGGUGGGGUGGGGCUGGCCUGGCGGGGCAGAGCUGUGUGGAAGGGAGCAGAGGCUGUUGCACACCAGGCCUUCGCACUGGCCUCCUCUUCCCCCAGCGCAAAGGUGUGAACCCGGAUUCUCCUGCUCUGAAUGGCUCCUUGACCUCUUCAGUUGUGGUGGAAUCUGCAGCACUUAGAGGCGUUUUUAGGAAAACAGUGUGUGUUAGGUGUUGAAUCUCACGAGUUACCAAACAACUCUGCCUGGAAAGUAUUUGUCAGCAAAAUACUCUACAUACGAUAUUUAAAGGUGUGUUUUCUGGAGCAAAUCUGAUGCAGCACAGAUUUUAGAGCCAUUGGUUCGAAUUUGUGUUUCCUAAGGAUUGUAACCGUUUUGUGGCACCUUGCUCAAAAAAGCAAACUCUGACUGGAUACCAGGAUGUUUGAAACGGUGCUGCAUUUAGCAUGCAAUGCAGACCCAGCUAGGAGUCCACAGCCCGCCUGAAGCAUUUCCCUUCCCGUAUUAUUUAUUUAUGUUUGUAGUGUCCAGCCAGAAGGGGGGCUCUGGAAAACUGCACACUCUUAUGUCAUUUUGUUUUUUUCCAAGACAAAGGUAUGUGGAUUGUGUUCAGAACAAAUCUGAGACAUCCAAAAUGUUAAAUAUCAUACAUGCCGCUCGAUUUUUAAUGUGUGUGAACUUUACUUCUGGGUUGUGUACGGGGGAGAAACUCGUGGGCACAAACGGCUGUCUAAGCUGAGCCGGUAAGACUCGAGUUGCUCCACUGAGGAGCCCUCCACACGGGUCAUCCCCACCAUGGCCACCAGGCGGCAGAGCGCAGCACCCGCAGGCCAACCUCUGGGGCCAGUUGAGCUUAGCAAAGAGAAUCAGCGGGGUCUCCAGCCGGCAUAGGACCUGGCUUUGGUCAUAGGCUUAACCUGGGACUUGCACAGUGGAAAGAAAAGUGUGCUUCUGAACAUGCACAAAUAAUUUGUGAGGUUCGAAAUGCUGAAUGUCACAAAUAUAGUCAGGUUUUUUAAAUGUGUCUGAGCAGGCACAGGUGAGAUUCUUUUCUGUCCUCACAAAGUGACCCCAACGAGGCCCAGCUUAUCUGGGAUGGGGGAAGUACUUCUGCAUCUGGGCCUGUGGGUUUCAGGGGGCCCCAGAACAUCUUUCUUGAGACACCCUAAGGGGGUGGCUGGGGCAUGAAACCAGGACUUGGAGAGACUGCUGGUGCCUUUCAGGCCCCAAGUGCCUUCCCCCCACCCCCCACCCCAGCUUAUGUAGCAGGGCUGAGCACUGCUCGGCUGCUAUGAGGAGAUGUGUGUGUGGAACUCAAGGGCUUUCUGGCUGCACAACCAGCCUGUGUUUUCUCACAUGAUGCUCACAUUUAUGAAGCUAUUGCCGUGGGAACAAAAAUCAAGUCCACGAGCACCUUAAAUACCAACAGCAUUUUCCAGGGGAUAAGCUUUUGUGAAUCUAUAGUGUUACGUUAUUAGCUGGGCCUGCACUUCCCAUCUCUGUGCAUAUCUCCUGACUCUAUUCAAGCAAGUUGCAUGUUGUGUCGUACCUCUGCAUCCUGACUCCAGCUGGCCCUUCUUUGCAACACCCUUGCACGCUUCUGACCUGGAUAUAAGGGCUGAUGGAUUGUCAUUCUCAUUUGUGUCGAGAAAGCUUCUACUCUGAAAAACGUUGGUCUUCAAGAUGCUGCUGGACUUGAAUUUUGUUGCUAUUAUUAUUAUUACCGUCAGCUACCUCCCUGAUACUAUUGCCAUUGGAGUGACUGGUGAAAUUCUGGGGCACGUGGUCUAGACAUAAGUUGACCUAUGUGGGCAUGUAUGAAGAAAGAGGAAUGGGGAAGUCAUGGGGCCGAGGCCUGGCUUCUCCGUAGCAGCUUCUGGCGUAGUCGGAGCCACGAACAUGCCUAAAGUUUCAUAACUUUGCAAUAAUUUUGUAUCUCUUUAGCAAUACAUGAUAAUAAUUGCUUUUUAAAAGAUAAUAAUUUGCAACACUCUGCUUCCUAUUUAAAAAUAUCUUGGCCAAGGAACACUGAAUUAAUCCUUGUAAGAAUAUUUUUGCUGUCAUUCUUUGGGGUGAGGGGCUUAAAUAUUUUAUGCAAUAGGUAAAAAGGUAAAGGUAGUCCCCCUGUGCAAGCACCGAGUCAGUACUGACCCAUGGGGGAUGUCGCAUCACGACGUUUUCUUGGCAGACUUUUGUUACGGGGUGGUUUGCCAUGGCCUUCCCCAGUCAUCUACACUUUACCCCCAGGAACCUGGGUACCCAUUUUACCAACUUCGGAAGGAUGGAAGGCUGAGUCAACCCUGAUCCGGCUACUUGAACCCGGCCUCCGCCAGGAUCAAACUCAGGUCAUGAGCAGAGCUUGAGCUGCAGUACUGCCGCUUACCACUCUGCGCCACGGGGCUCUUCAUUUUAUGCAAUAGAGCACUGGAUUGCAAAUUGUGGGUUGGGACCCAGGAGUGGGUUCCAAAUUCCUUGGGGGGGGGGGUCACAAGACCAGCAGGGUGGAGGAAGAACGGGAAGAGCUAGGAAAGUGGGGUCUGAGGAGUGAAGGGCAUCGAGUGUGAAAUGGCCAUGAACUGCAGGCCGUUCCUUUACAAUGCUGUGUGUGUAUAAAUGUGCAACGUGAAAAAUAAAACUUGA
Eublepharis macularius is the source of this 5709-nucleotide messenger RNA. It is a transcript of the gene TRIM56, whose product is annotated as tripartite motif containing 56. Gene Ontology annotation, molecular function: ubiquitin-protein transferase activity; zinc ion binding. The record is from RefSeq and is a predicted model, not a curated record. Bases 167 to 2224 code for a protein of 685 amino acids. Gene Ontology annotation, cellular component: chromatin; nucleoplasm. Gene Ontology annotation, biological process: positive regulation of DNA-templated transcription. NCBI's taxonomy places the organism in Eukaryota, Metazoa, Chordata, Lepidosauria, Squamata, Eublepharidae. The transcript is spliced from 2 exons.